Messenger RNA from Cyprinodon variegatus (sheepshead minnow), 804 nucleotides. It is a transcript of the gene coxfa4l3, whose product is annotated as chromosome unknown open reading frame, human C15orf48. The record is from RefSeq and is a predicted model, not a curated record. Lineage: Eukaryota; Metazoa; Chordata; Actinopteri; Cyprinodontiformes; Cyprinodontidae. The transcript has 5 exons. The coding region runs from base 156 to 413 and encodes 85 amino acids.
GUUGUACAUUACAAUACAGGAAGCACUAUGUGUCUACGUGCCUUCUACCUCGUAAACCCUCCCGCUCAGACCUACAUCUGUCUGCUUAUUGCUGCGCAGCACUCAGAGACGUCAAGGACCUCUGAAGCAGCAGGUGUUUGGAAUACUUUGAAAACAUGUCUGGAUUUUUCCAAAUGCUGAGGAAGAGGAAGGAGUUGAUUCCUCUGGUGGGAUUCAUGGCUUUUGCAGCAACAGGAGCCACAUCUGCUUCCCUCUACUUUCUGUUCACAAAGUCUGAUGUGAUUUUGAACAAGACUUCAAACCCAGAACCCUGGGAAAGGCUUGACCCAUCUAAACCCCAAAAGCUCGUCACCAUCAAUCAGCAGUGGAAACCAGUGGAGGCGCUGGAAAUGGUGAAAUCCAUGACCAAAUAGAGAGCAGAUCAAGCAUCGUUUCUGAAGAUGUAGAGUCUUGACUUCUAGCCAGGCCCCCUCAUCAGUCUAACAGAAUCCUUUCUGCACAAACUAGGAUGCUUUGACACUCAGUGUGCGGAAAUGCUUCUGCUCAACUGGUGGGGUUUCACCCUGCUCUGCAGCGGCAACACAAAGACAUCCAUCCAUCAGCAGGAAAUAAAUAAAAAAAAAGCUCUGUGAGAUUAGGACGGGUCAUAUGUUUUUAUUUUUUGGUUUGUGUUUUUUUUAGAGUUGAAUGUAUCAGCUGUGGUUUGUUUUACCGAGAUGCCUCAUAUGUGAAUGUUCAUGGCUGUCUGAAAAUGAAUCAUAGACCCAAAAUGCUGUACUGUAUAUUGUCAAUAAAUUAUUAUGA